Messenger RNA from Chanos chanos (milkfish), 2312 nucleotides. RefSeq names its product geranylgeranyl diphosphate synthase 1 (gene ggps1). Gene Ontology annotation, biological process: isoprenoid biosynthetic process. Lineage: Eukaryota; Metazoa; Chordata; Actinopteri; Gonorynchiformes; Chanidae. The record is from RefSeq and is a predicted model, not a curated record. Gene Ontology annotation, molecular function: prenyltransferase activity. The transcript has 4 exons. Bases 135 to 1070 code for a protein of 311 amino acids.
UUCCAGACGUUGGCUAACCCGCUAACGUAGCCAGUUGCUAACAGGGAAAAAUUGCUUCAUAGCGGAAGUGGUGACGUUCCCGGAUCACAAAUUGCCGACCUAGGAGGGUUGUGUAUUCUUGGAAGCUGUACAGGAUGGACGGUGACAAGCAGUCUGCAUCUGAACGGAUUCUUCUAGAACCGUAUAAGUACCUGCUUCAGCUGCCUGGUAAACAAGUACGAACCAAACUGUCCCAGGCGUUCAACCAUUGGCUCAACGUCCCAGAGGACAAACUUCAGGUGAUCAUUGAAGUGACUGAGAUGCUGCACAAUGCAAGCCUGCUGAUAGAUGACAUCGAGGACAGUUCCAAACUUCGCCGUGGCUUCCCCGUCGCCCACUCCAUCUAUGGUGUACCCUCAGUCAUCAACUCCGCCAACUACGUCUAUUUCUUGGGUCUGGAGAAGGUUCUGACCCUGGACCAUCCAGAGGCGGUCCGUGUCUUCACCCGUCAACUGCUGGAGCUGCAUCGAGGCCAGGGCCUGGAUAUCCACUGGAGAGACACUUACACUUGCCCCACCGAGGAGGAAUACCGUAACAUGGUCCUCCAGAAGACCGGCGGCCUCUUCGGUUUGGCUGUGGGUCUCAUGCAGCUCUUCUCUAAUUGGACACGGGACCUCAAACCCCUACUGGACACACUUGGCCUUUUCUUCCAGAUCCGAGACGACUACGCCAACCUCAGUUCGCGUGAGUACAGCGAGAACAAGAGCUUCUGUGAGGACCUGACGGAGGGCAAGUUCUCUUUCCCCACCAUCCACGCCAUCUGGUCUCAGCCCGAGAGUACACAGGUACAAAACAUCCUGCGACAGAGGACCGAAAAUGUGGACAUUAAACGCUACUGUGUGGACUACCUGGAGAAAGUAGGUUCGUUCGAAUAUACGCGGCAGACUCUCAAAGACCUGGAGAAGGAGGCGUACCGUUUGAUCAGGGACCUGGGGGGAAACCCCGAACUGGAGGGACUGGUGGAGCAGCUCAGCCGCAUGUACAGAGAGCCUAGUGAUGUUACAGCAAAAGCCAGCCAAUCAAAACACUGACCAGGAAACCCCUAAAUUAUGCAAUAUGCACCAUGAACACAGUGGACUCUUCUGGGAUAAUGUACUGGUUUAUGUGUAAAACAGUUAUUUACUCCACAAAACUCUUUAUUUGAAGACUAAAAGUUACAGUCUGUCUCCCAUAAUACUUUGCAAGCAGUCAAGGCAAAUUAAAGUUAGAUCUUGAAGAGACUACUGGAGUCGUUAACACGGCAUCACAAAAUUUCUCAGUAAUAUACCAACAGUAAUUGAAUUAAUACCUCUUGUGUCCCACUGAAUUCAGAUGAAAUUACAUUAACUUGCAUUGACAGUGACAUUUUAAUUUUCUGUAGUGUUCUCAAACAUUUUAAUUUCCAUAAAUCAAGACCAUAGACUAUCAGCCUCAGCUAUGAGAUACGAUAGAUGCGUUGCCAGUGGCACAGAGAGGUAUUCAUAUUUUGGUUUUAUUAUUUGUGAUUUAGCCAGCCUGUUUGGAUGUCAGGAAUCUAACAAUGGACAGUUUUUCUCCCUUCGCCAAGCUCUCUCAGGCAGUAGUCAUUACACUGUAAACCAUUAUUCAAGAACACUUGACACGGGAUGGGAAAAGGCUCAUUUUUCAUCUCAGAACAUCUUUGUAUAGUGGUAGGGCAAUCACUGCACCAUAGAUGUUGACUAACUCUAGAUAGAUAACUCCACCGUAGCCUUGCUAAGUAGAGACAGUUAACAUAUGGAUCCAUAACAAAUUGGCUUUUGACAGUAAAUGUUCGUUUAAAAUUCAGUUAAUGUCACCGUAAAAACCUUAUUGUCUUAGUGUGGCAGCUGAACAAUCCUGACUGAUGUUUUCAGGGUAAAAAAAAAACAACCCUGUAUUAAGAGGUGUGAUACUUGAAGAAAUGCAACAGAAGUGGUGUUGACACAAGCGAAGCCUUACUUUUUUUAUAUGGAACCUUUGGAAGCCUGAGAGAAUAUUCUGGUUUAAUGAUGUGAAUGAAUACUGUGUGUGUGUGUGUGUGUUUUCUACAUUGGUCUGUAUGCAGGAGGGAUGUAAGAAUAUGAAUGUGUUAUUUCCAGUGUGCAAGUUAUAUGGAAAUGAACUUAAAUAUGUCAUAUGACAUUUGAUGGCCCUCCCUUUGUUUGAAUCAAUGACAUGUUGUUGUUCCUUUGUUCUACACUUGGUAUGUCUUGCAACAUGAAGUCAUAUCCCCUGAAGUAUUGUAAGUUUCUUGUUAUAUGAAAAAUGCCUCCAUCUGAUUUGCAAAGAAGGUU